AUGGCUGGUAGAGAGAAGUCGAAACAGGCUCGUUCCAAAGUGUCGAGUGAGAGGAUGAAGAAAGACAGGAUAAGCGAAUUACCAUAUCCUUUGUUAUGUCUCAUACUCUCUCAUCUCCCGACAAAGGAAGUUAUAAAGACAAGCGCUCUGUCCACAAGAUGGAGGAGUCUAUGGCUUUGGGUUCCUAGUUUGGAACUCAACUCCCAAAAUUUCCCAGAUCGCAAUGUCUUUACGAGUUUCGGCAACAGGCUUUUCGAUUCCGACAGGAUGUCUUGCGUACAGAAGCUCAAGUUAACUCUUGAUGAAGGUGACAACAAUGUAGAUGGACAUAUGCUGCAAUCUUGCUUAACGUCUUGGAUUGAUGCUGCAACUAAGCGGAAGCUCCAACAUCUGAAUGUUUGGUGUCUUCCAGAUAAUCAUAGACGCGAGAUCCCCAUAAGCCUUUAUACCUGUGAGACGCUUGUAACCCUGAGACUCUUUGAGGUGGUCUUGCCUGAUGCUGGUUCUGUUUCCUUACCAUCUCUCAAGACUAUGCAUUUGAAAUAUGUUUGGUAUCCCAACGAUGCCACCUUUGAGAGACUUGUCUCUUGCUGUCCUGUCUUGGAAGAGUUGAAGGUUUCUGGGUAUGGUCCUGAUGUCAUUUUGGUGCGAUCUUUAUCACUGAAGAGGCUCAGAAUCAAAUUACGAGAGUGUAAUGGUGAUAUUUCUCUCACUUUUGGUGAAGAGUUUGAUGAAGCAAGUGUUUCAUCAAAGAGAGAUACCAUCCGCAAGUUUCUCCCCGGGAUUUCAAAAGUUGGGGACAUGAUCAUAGAUGAAGACACUUUCAAGGUCUUUAGUCACUAUUCAAAAUUAGAACCACUGCUUCAAUUUGAUUACAUGACCCGCCUGGAUGCUACACUCUGUCUCUCUGAUUUGAAAUGGUUGCCAACUUUUCUUGAGCGCUGUCCGAAUCUGAAAUCACUCGUGUUGGCGUUAGAUAAUGAUUAUGAGAGGAUCGGUUCUGAGGAGAUGAAUGAAAUAAGUUUUUCAACUGUGCCAGAGUGUUUGCUGUCGUCGCUCGAGUCCGUUGAUAUCAAAAGCAGCAUCACUGGAAAUGCUGCAGAGAUGAAGCUGUUAAGGUACUUUUUAAGGAAAUCCUUAAUUCUCAAGAAACUGACUCUACGUUUGAAAUAUUAUGGAAAUGGAGCUGCUAUCUUCAAGAAACUAUUGAGAAUCCCAAGACGCUCUAUCACAUGUCAAGUCGUUGUACGUUGA
This is a messenger RNA of Microthlaspi erraticum, 1254 nucleotides long. NCBI's taxonomy places the organism in Eukaryota, Viridiplantae, Streptophyta, Magnoliopsida, Brassicales, Brassicaceae. The record is from the annotation of a GenBank genome assembly.